Molecule: messenger RNA, 2283 nt
Organism: Durusdinium trenchii
Lineage: Eukaryota; Dinophyceae; Suessiales; Symbiodiniaceae
Source: the annotation of a GenBank genome assembly
AUGGAUGAGCCUUUGCUGGAGUCAUCAGAUUGCGGGAAUUGCUACGGGGCCCUCUUCCUUUGCUGUCAGUGUCGCUCGCGCGGGCGCUGGAAUGGUUGCUGCGGUUUGGUUUCCUUCGGCUGCCUGUUCACGGUGGCCUUUUGGAUCGGCGUGACCCGAAACUUGCACUGCAGCCCAGAGAUCUUAGCUCAAGUGGAUCCGCCGUACGGUGGGCAACUCCUACCUGCCAACUUCACGCUGGUCGAGCGGAAGUACCUCCUCAUCCAAUUCACCAAGCUGGUGGAUGUCUACGAUGCAAACCAAACUCAUGUGGGUUAUUUCUACGACAUCAACCUCUUUGUGAUCAUGCGCUUUGGCUUCUCUGAUGCUCAUGGCCGCAUUUGGUUCGAAGCCCGCUAUGCCUCCUUCCUGUCGCGCUUCAAGCCCAUCAUUGAAUACAACGUGCAGCGCUGCGACGCGGGGGCGGCCGGGCGGCCGUCGAGCUUCUACGAGCUGAAGGAGCUCUGGUGGGCGGAAUCCUAUUGGCAUUGUUUGGUGAACUGCUCCAGGCAAUUUAAUUUGGCACAUCACACGGCCACAGCCGAGGUGCGGGAACAUUUGCUGCCAAGCUGGAACUUCGGCACUCAUCCGGAGUUCAAGGUCUCCUUCGAUGGUUGGCUGGUGCCCACGGUCCGUGGUCAGAUCACCGGCACGGUGAGCAGCCUGGGCACCGGCGUGCGGCCUGAUUGGUCCAUGCACAUCACCGAUGCGAAGGGGUCAACGGUGGGCCAUGCACAUCAGCAUUUUGUGGUCGGCCCUCCAGACCAGGACAUGCGAGUGCUGUCGCGCUGGAAGGUGGUGACGGUGUUGGAAGGCCGGCUGCCACAUUGGAUGGUGGGUUUCUUGGCUGUUCUGGAUGACGCUUGGCAAAAGGGCACUCCGCGAGAACGGCGACUGGAGUUGUUCUUCGCUCUUCACGACAACGCGAAGGAACCCCCGACCGCCCCGCGGGUCGAGCUCCGCAGUCGAGCGCCCGACCGUAUGUCAACUCCUGGAUCGCUGGCACGAGGCGCAGAGCUGGCCGAUGUGUCUCGCUUGGACGUGCCGCUGCGUGUCACCCAUGUUGGAUGGUGGAAUCCGCUGCGGGAGGGGCGGGAGGUCGUUUUCGGCUGUCCAGGUGUCGCAUGGCGUAUGGACCGGCGAUCCACGGUACGUCCUGAGGUGAACACCGGCUCCGGCAACCGGAAGGUCUCACAGGCCAUCAAGAACCAGCUCUCGGCGAUCCUGAAUCACCGGUUCACCAUCAGUGGCCGGGGGGAGGAAGACUACCUGGCGGGCCACGUUUGCGAGCUCGCUGGCAGGAUCGACUUGAGAGAGGAGAUUCGAAAGACCAUGAUGCAGCCGCAGAUUUCGCAGUUGCGCUUCCUGGUGUGCGGAGGCGACGGCACCGUGACCUGGGUGCUCCACGAAAUCGAGGAGUUGAAAGAAGAGCAUCCGCACCUCUUCGCCAACUUCCAAGAGGAGCCGGCGAUCGGCGUCGUUCCGGCGGGCACGGGCAACGACCUGGCCAGAUCACUAGGCUGGGGCGCCAAGCUGCGGAGCGUCCGCGAGCUGGUGGGCUACGUGCAGUGGACGCUGGCUGCAGACAUCGUACCGCUCGACCAGUGGAAGGUGACCAUGACCUUUAAGAACUUGUUGGGUGUGACCGUGCGAGCGCCGCCUGCGUUUCACGAGAAGCCUCCGCCCGUGCUCAACAGCGACCGGACCUUCGAAGGCUUCUUCCAGAAUUACUUCUCCAUUGGCAUGGACGCCAAUGUGGCUUUGGGCGUGAGUCAAGCCCGAGCCUCCUGCAUAGGCCGGUGUUGCUUUUUCUUCGGCUGUGGCAAGUGCUGCUACGGCGCGCAGGCCUAUCGCACCGGAGUCUUCAACUGCUGUUCCCACGGGCUUAGCCUCGAAGGUCACGCGAUCCAAUACCGGAGCUUAGCUGCGCCGGCCGCCACGACCGGCAUGGAAACCCUCGAGGUGGGCCGGAUCCGGCAACUGACGUUGGCGAACAUCAACUCCUAUGCCUCCGGGCGCGUGCUGCUGUCCACCGAAGAGCUGGGGAAAAGUUCGCCCAACGACCACCUCCUCGAGCUGGUGACCUUCCCCAACUCCUGCGCGUUUGGCUGGGUCAUGGCCGGCGGACGAGCCAAGGUGCUUCAGCGGGCCGCCGCGGUGCGCUUUUCGCUGGAACGUGCCGAGACCAUCCAAAUCGCCUGGGGCCCUGGCAGCUCUCGCGGCGACCCGGGUCGCAGCGGCUGA